AUGACCCGGUGCUCUGCUGGCCCUAUUAUACACUCUGCUUGUCGAAAUUUUGAUGCUGGGGACUCCUGGGCGAACAAACUCUCUAGAUUAUUAACGAAUUUUAAUUUAAAGAGUAAAAUAGGACCCAAUGAAGGCGAUUGCAAAGCAUUCUUUGUGGGCGACAAACAGGUGGGAAUCAUCCGCUCCGAAAUCUGGCAGCAGCUGUCUCCUUAUUCCAGUGUUUUCCAGUAUGAUUCCAUUAACCAGAGGGUAUAUCUGAACCCAGACUGGAGGACAUACGAAGAGCGGAGUGAAAAGAUGCACGCCAUUUUACAAGAACUCCGGGUGAAAAAUAUUUUUAGUACCUUAAACGGCUGGAGAGAUGAGUGCUAUGAUGUAAGUUCCAAAUUUGGUGACCAGUCGCUAAUGAAAAUGGAAAGGUCAGCUACAUGUCUUUUUGGUAUCAAACGUUGCGGGGUUCAUGUGAACGGUUACGUGAAGAACCUUGAUGGUAGCAAAGGUGUGUGGAUCCAAAAAAGGGCUAUGACCAAGCCUACGUGGCCUGGCAAAUUAGACAACAUGGUGAGUGGUGGUUUUGCGGUGGGAAUGACAGUAUUUGAGUGCGUUAAAAAGGAGGCACAAGAAGAGGCAUCACUUUCUGAAGAUUUGUUACAAGCAAUGAUUCCAGUAGGCACAGUGUCAUUUUUCUAUGAAGAUGAAAGAGGAAUAUUUCCAGAAACUUUAUUUAUUUUUGAUGUAGAAGUCCCAUUAGAGUUUACCCCAACGAAUACUGAUGAUGAAGUAGAGUGUUUUCAUUUAUAUACAAUUGACGAACUGAAAGAAGUCUUAGUAACAGAUGACUUUAAACUGACAAGCUCCUUAGUUGCAUUAGAUUUUUUAGUGAGACACGGCUAUUUGAACUGUGAUGAUGAACCUAACUACAUCAAAUUGAUGGAGACACUUCACACACCUCUUCAUUUCCUUCAUCCUGCAUACUGA
Molecule: messenger RNA, 978 nt
Organism: Uloborus diversus
Lineage: Eukaryota; Metazoa; Arthropoda; Arachnida; Araneae; Uloboridae
Exons: 8
Coding region: 1-978 (325 amino acids)
Molecular function (GO): 8-oxo-dGDP phosphatase activity
Source: RefSeq, a predicted model, not a curated record